AUGGCAUUAAAUUUAUUUUUUACCAAAAUUGUUAUAUUAUAUUUAUUAAUAAAUUUUUUUUCAACGGUAUUAACACAACAUGGAACAGUUGGAAAACCAUGUGAAGUAAGUACAGAUUGUGGAACUGGAAAUUAUUGUGCUGGAAAUAAAAGAUGUGCAUGUUUAUCAACAUAUGUUGAGAUUGAUUCAUAUUGUUGGAAAAAAAUUAAUCCUGGAAAUAGUGGAUGUACAAUGAAUAAACAAUGUGAAGCUGUUUGGCCAGGAGCAUAUUGUCGUUCUGGAGAAUGUCGAUGUGCUAAUAAUCAACCACCUUUUCAAACUCGUGAUGGAAAAGUAUGCCUUAAUUUUGGAUUUUGUCCACUUAAUGGAAAUAAUCCUAAAUUUAGAAUUGAAAAUCAAGUUCAACAAUGUUAUGGUGGUGCUGAUGCUACUUGUGAAGCUAUAGGUGCUUUAGCAUAUGAUUGUAUAUGUGAUUCUGAAGAUUGUACAGUUAAUAAUCCAAUUUCAUUUUGUUGUCCAUCUAGAAGUUUUGCUUGCCUAGCACCAAUGAAUGAAGGUCAUAGUGCUCCUGGAAGUGGUGGUACUACAUUAAAUCAUUGGUAUCAUGAUCCAAUAACAGGUGAAUGUAGAGAAUUAAAAUAUCAAGGAUAUGGUGGAAAUGCAAAUAAUUUCCAAACAAAAGAUCAUUGUGAAUCAUACUGUAAACAAACAUGUCAAAGAGGUCUUCCUUUAUAUAAGGACAGAACAACAGGUGUAAAACAGGAACCAGUUUAUUGUCAAGGAAAUGAUGCUGGAUGUAAUAAUCCAAAUUAUGCUUGUACAACUAUAGGAACACUUCAACAAUGUUGUCCAACUUAUCAAUUUAUAUGUUCUAAAAAUGGUGCUAUACCAACUGAGGUAUAUAAUACAGCAGGAGGAUUACCAUCAGAAUAUUUUGAUGUUGGUAUUCCAGAUGGUUCAGGAAAUACUUAUCCAAGAUUUUAUUAUGAUUCAAGAGAAGGUCGUUGUAUUCAAUUUAGUUAUCUUGGACAAGGUGGAAAUUUCAAUAAUUUCCUUAGUUCAGAUAGUUGUGAAAAAUUCUGUUCAAGAAUUUUAUGUUCAGCAGGUGAACCAUUAAAAGAUUCUUCUGGUGAAAGGAAUAUGGAAUGUAGUCCAACAGGUUCUGGUUCUAAUAGUUGUCCAAGUACACAUUCAUGUGAAUCAACAUCAGGAUCAAGUAGUUUUGGAGGAGUAUGUUGUCCAAGACCACAAUAUGUAUGUACUUUAAAAAAAGAACAAGGAAGUUGUGGAACAUAUUCAAAUAGAUGGUGGUUUAAUGCAAAAACUGGAAAUUGUGAAGAAUUUAUUUAUUCUGGUUGUCAGGGAAAUGCUAAUAAUUUUGAAACAUAUAAAAGUUGUCAAGAUUAUUGUAGAGAUGCUAGAAGUGAACCACAAUGUAUUCAAGGUUCAGCAUUAACUGAUUCUAAUGGUAAUUUUAUUAUUUGUGGAGGAUCAUCUUCUGCAACCACAACAUGUCCUGCAAAUACUUAUUGUUACUAUGAUGGAUCUACAUAUGGAUGUUGUCCAACACAAGCUUAUAUAUGUUCACUUUCAGCUAAACCAGGUUCAGUUUGUGGACCAGCUAUUACAAGAUGGUUUUAUGAUAGUACUACUAGAACAUGCCAAACAUAUAGUUUCAAUGGUUGUGAUGGAAAUGCUAAUAAUUUUGCCACUCAACAAGAUUGUAGAGAUUUUUGUCGUGUUGAUAGUUGUCCUGAUGGAGGUGAUGUUUGGAAAGAACCUAAUGGUGUUCCAAGAUCAUGUACAACAAAUCGUCAAUGUCCAAAUACACAUUAUUGUACACCAGUUACAUCAUGGAGUGGAACGAUGUUUCAAACAAAAUCUUUAUGUUGUCCAACAAAAAAUUAUAUUUGUAGUAAACCAAAAGAUGUUGGUGUUCGAUGCUCAUCUACAAAAAUUACAAGAUGGUAUUUUAAUAGUGAUACAAAAACAUGCCUUCCAUUUGAAUUUAAUGGUUGUGAAGGUAAUAGAAAUAAUUUUGCUUCAGAAAAAACUUGUACCAAUUUCUGUUUAUCAGAAGCUUGUCCAUCUGGAACUGUAGUUGCUAGAGAAGCUGAUGGUUCAAGACUUGUUCAAUGUUCUAAUCCUGGUGGUUCAGGUAGAAGUACAUCUGGCGGCUGCCCAGAAAAUUAUAGUUGUUAUUCAUCUCCACUUCUUGAUCAAAACGUUUGUUGUGGUGCAAGUGUUGAAUUACAAUCACUAUGCCCACCAUAUUCAACACCAUACAUAUCUGCUCUUACUCUUCAACCAACACAAUGUACACCAAAUGUUGAUGGAAAUUGUCCAGGAAACUUCUUUUGUUGGUUUUCUACGACGUCAUCUUCAGUUAAUGCAUUUUAUUGUUGCCGAUCUCCAGAAAGUGUUGAUACUGGUUAUUGUCCACCACAGUUAAUUCCAGUACCUGGUGAUGGAGGUCAACAAUACAAAUAUUGUUCACCUUCUGCAUCUGUUGAUGAUGUAAUUCAGGGAUGUGGAAUGAAUCGGCAUUGUCAAUAUUCUACAACACUUGAAAGAUACAUAUGUUGUGGUUUAGAAUCUGAUGUACGGCUACCAAAUAUAUGUCCACCACAACCAGCUAAUCUUGUACCAGUUGAGUUGGCUGGAAAUUAUAGAACUUGUAAUCCAUAUGCUAAACCUGGAUCAAGUCAAGCAUGCCCAGAAUCAUCAGCUUGCCUUUAUACAGGAAAUGAAAAUGGUUUUAUUUGUUGUCGUGUUCAACCAAAUCACGGUGUUCGGAUGUUAAAUUAA
Messenger RNA from Strongyloides ratti, 2808 nucleotides. RefSeq names its product Proteinase inhibitor I2, Kunitz metazoa domain and EB domain and Cysteine-rich repeat and Lustrin, cysteine-rich repeated domain-containing protein. Bases 1 to 2808 code for a protein of 935 amino acids. The record is from RefSeq and is a predicted model, not a curated record. NCBI's taxonomy places the organism in Eukaryota, Metazoa, Nematoda, Chromadorea, Rhabditida, Strongyloididae. Gene Ontology annotation, molecular function: serine-type endopeptidase inhibitor activity. The transcript is spliced from 6 exons.